Messenger RNA from Trypanosoma rangeli, 1779 nucleotides. RefSeq lists its product as uncharacterized. Bases 1 to 1779 code for a protein of 592 amino acids. The record is from RefSeq and is a predicted model, not a curated record. NCBI's taxonomy places the organism in Eukaryota, Euglenozoa, Kinetoplastea, Trypanosomatida, Trypanosomatidae. The transcript has a single exon.
AUGGCAACCAGCAUGCGUCGCUGGGGCACAGCGGGCGCUCUCCUAGGAUGGUUUCACCUGAGGCACAGUAGGGCAUGCCUCACGGAAGCGCACAUACGGCGUGAGAUCCAGCACGCCAUUCAACGUCUUGGUGCGAGAUCCUCUCCGGCAUGGGUGGCCAUUUCAUGCGUGUCGUCCACUCUCUCCGACGAGACGUGCGAGGUGCUGGCGGAGCUGGGAGGACUAGCAGAGUUUUGUCGUCGUUCAGAAGAAUCAGAUGAACCCCACUUGGCCGUGAAGAUGGUGAAUGGCGUGUUAUGCGUCAGACAGCUUGAAGUAAAAAAGCCUCCUGUGACACAGUGCGUUGAAGUUAGAAGCCAGAAAUCAGUAAUUGAUUUGAAGGAACUAUGUGAUAAUUGCAGCCUCCUUCCUGACAAACCUGUACCUUUGACUUCUUGUCAAAGUGCCUGGAAAUUGCCUUACAUGGAGGCAACCGUUCAGCGCCUUGUGUCGAUAAUGGAACGCGUGGAGCGUGCUGUGCGGCGUCACACAAGUGAGACUGCAAUGCCUUUGUAUGUGCAGGUGGGUUACCAUGGGAAAAAAGCAAUUAUUGUUGGGCUUGGACCUCGUUCUGUGUCUUUACUCGAUCAACGCCAGAUGGAAAAGGUGUGUACUUGGGACGAAGUCGCUUCCCCUCGGUAUGAUUUGUGGCGUCUCUCACGAUACUUGCGAACGGAUGUUUUUCUACCCAUUGACGAGUUGCUGUCGUUGACGGAUGGUGUUAUCCAGGCACCGUUACUCCAGGUGGCCAUGUCAUAUCCAGAGCGUAUUUCUUUUUCGCUGGGUCCCACCAUGUGCGUUGAAUCGGCCGAUGCAGAUCGGUUUUAUGUCAACGGCGACGCAUGUAAUGAGAUACGCGAGGUGCUUGGAAUGAAGUUUUUGUUGUCUGAGGCGGAGGUGGCGCGACAUCUGACAUCGAAGAGUGAAAAACUUAGUGGUUUGACAGACGAGGAGUUACAGGACGAACGCUUAAAGCUGAAAAAUAUGGCGCCGAUGCGUCGACAGAAGCUGCGUCGGUCGAUCGUGCGAGAGGAGUUUCGGCGUCGUUUUCCACACGGAAACGCCUUCUUGAACCCCAAUGUGGUGGCGUUUCACAUUUACGACCAGAUGUUGCCAGGGGUGUGGGUUAACAAUGCGGCGGUGCGCGAGACGCUGUUGCCGGACGGCGGCAAGGGCGCGAUGCAUGUUGGGGUUGACUUCUUUGAUCAGUUCCCGCAUCUGUUCAUUACGCAGUGUAUAACAACCACCUCCCUUAACGUCAUGCGGCGCGAACAAGGCAUGGAGGAUGUUUCGAGUGACGGGGAGAAUUUGAACCAUAAUGCCUUUAGCGAUGAAGAGAUCCUGCUGUUUCUCCUGCCGCGUCUCACCAAUAAAAAGGAGGACUGGGGUGAUAACAAGGGCAUUGACGUGUUGGCAGCACUUCUCCCACGACACGUGUUCAAGUACAUGCAGAAUCACGGAGGGGCAGUGUCACGAUUGACGGCUAUCCUCAAACGGUACCCAGAGGCGUUUGAGGUGCUGGAGACAGUGGAAAAGAGUGGUGUCAAGGAAUGGAGAAGAGUACGCUUGCGCUACGAUGGCAUCACAAAAAUUGGUGCGAGGCUCGUGAACGAGCUGCAGGCGGAUGAGAGGCGCACAGAGUUCACACAACAGCAAACGAGGGAAAACGAGGAAGGAAGAUGUCAGACGGAUAAGGAUGGGGUUAGUGGCAGUAGUACCGUUCCUGCUUUGGGUGAUUAA